AUUCAAUUAUCCGACGUACACGGAAUGAGAGUUGUCAUGGUUCUACUAUUACAAGCUCGCAUCAUUAUACAAACUGGUCGUCACAUAUCACAUAGAUGACACUACAUGCAGCCAUACAACAAUUACCAUGCUCAAUGGCAUUCUGCAAAAUUUGAAUGCAACAGGCUGGAAGAACUUCACAUUUGGAUUAUCUUUUCUUAUUAUGGUUUUCUGAUGACGAUAUCUAAGUUCAGUGUUGGCUAAUUAAAUGACUGCCCUGCUUGACACAUAUUCAUUUUAAGGACUGUCGUCUCGUGUGGAAGUCUGACAGGAUAAUUACAAUAUAAAUGGAACCUGCAUAUGUAGCUUCAUAUCAGAGUAAACAGUCAUGAGCUGCUGUGGUGGUCAAAACCGUGUUCGACCCUUUAACGAUGGACCGGUCCAAGUCGAGGAUGACUUCAACGGACCGCUGUCGGAGAGGAGUUGCCGUGAUAUCCCAUGUCUCAUUAUCUUCCUCGCAUUCCUCGGUGGCAUGGGAUACGUCACCUACCUCGCUCUUCGGGACGGGAAUCCCGACAGGUUGAUUUACGGAGAUGACAGCUAUGGCAACAUCUGCGGCAAGAAGAACAAUCCAAUCGAGAACGUUUCACUCUCUGGGAGAGACAUGACCGAUAAACCCUACGUAUUUUUCUUCGACGAUGUCGCCAUGUCGAAACUCAAACCCACUUCCAAGCGUCUCUGCGUGUCCCGGUGCAACAACGAAACGGUGUUUACCCGCGGGGGUCUGCGAGACCUGGCCGUCAACAAUAUCACCAGGCUAUGCACGUACGAUGUCGACGUCGAUGAUUACGUACACGCAACGCAGGGAGGGAUGGGCGAGUGUCCACAAACACCCAUCGCUGCAAGGAAGCCCAUCCUAUUUCGAUGUGUUCGAGCUGACGUCAUCGGCGUUGCAUCAUCAUUGCUGCAGAAUGACAUCUUUCAGAGUGCCCUAGCGGACAUCGAAAAGUCUUGGAGAGAGAUUGUGUACCUCUGCCUCAUCGCAUUUGGUCUUUCCAUCACCGUGGUCAUCGCCCUUCGCUUCCUGGCCGCCUACAUCAUAUGGUCGAUGGUGUUCGGGUUCAUCCUCGGGAGCAUGGGAGGAUCGGGCUUCCUCUGGUACAUGUGGUACAUAGCUAGAGCAGCACUUCGAGAAACGCCAGCAGAAUUGCAACUUGCACAGGACAAAAGCAACUUGAAGACCACGUUGAUAUAUGCAAGCGUUGCAACCACGGUUACAGCCAUCUUAUUAUUGAUUCUCCUCGUCAUGUUUAAACGGAUUGCUCUGGUGGUGACUCUGUUCAAGGAAGCUGGAAAGGCGAUUGGUGCUAUGCCAUUUUUACUCACACAACCUCUCUGGACAAGUCUAUUUCUCUUAUCCUUCUGUGCUGCCUGGGUAUACAUCUAUCUCUACAUCGCUACUGCUGGUCACCCCAAAGCUACACCAGACGGUCUUGUGGAGUAUGUUAAAGAUUCAUUCUCAAAGUACAUGGGCUGGUACUACAUCUUCGGCCUACUGUGGGUGACCCAAUUCAUACUGGCCUGUCAGGAAUGCACCAUAGCUGGCGCUAUUGCAGAAUGGUUUUUCGCCCGAGACAAGAGCCUGCUCAGUACGCCCAUUUUGAAAUCGAUAUACAGGAUUAUCAGAUACCAUCUUGGCUCCCUUGCCUUCGGGUCUCUCCUCAUCGCCAUCAUCAUGUUCAUCCGUAUUGUCCUCGGUUACAUCCAAUCAAAACUCAAAGGAGCUAAGUCAGCACCGGCUCAGUACUGUCUGAAAUGCAUGCAGUGCAUCCUCUGGUUGUUCGAGAAAGUUCUAAGAUACAUCAACAGGAACGCAUACAUCGAAAUUGCUAUCUAUGGAUACAAUUUCUGCAAGGCGGCACAGAAGGCCUUUUCUGUGCUUGUUUCAAACGCUCUUCGCGUGGCCGCUAUCAACUCCGUGGGCGAUUUCCUUCUCCUUCUUGGCAAAUUCGCCGUCACGGCUUGCGUCGUCGUCAUAGGGCUCCAGCUUCUACAAGAUAGAGAGGAUCUCAACUGUUACGCCAUCCCCAUCGCAUUGGCCGGCGUCUGCGCGUUCUUUAUCAGUCACGUCUUUCUACUAGUUUAUGAGAUGGCGAUUGAUACGCUCUUCCUGUGUUUCUGUGAAGAUAGUGAACGCAAUGAUGGCGUCCAGAAACCUUACUUCAUGAGCAAGCAACUUAUGACUUUUGUGGAAAACGCCAAGAAAGCACAGGCCAUCAGUAAAGACGCCAAAGAUGCGGCCAAAGAAGCGCGGGUAUGAAGAAUACCCAAUUAAUAUCCCAAAUGCCAAAACACAGAACUUUAUAAUACCAAUCUCAUUUACAUUUUGAGCUGUCAUAAUUAAAUCAUAUCUUUUUGGUAGUUUCAACAUUCUGAGAUAUUUAUCGAGUUUAUAAAAGUAUUUGAAUAAACUGUACCACUGAAACUGAUUAAAGAAGUACCUGAAAAAUAUCAUGUUGUUUGUUGCAAACUUUUGUUUUUAUU
This is a messenger RNA of Strongylocentrotus purpuratus (purple sea urchin), 2523 nucleotides long. Its product is annotated as choline transporter-like protein 1. Gene Ontology annotation, biological process: transmembrane transport. The transcript is spliced from 18 exons. The record is from RefSeq and is a predicted model, not a curated record. The coding region runs from base 368 to 2299 and encodes 643 amino acids. Gene Ontology annotation, molecular function: transmembrane transporter activity. NCBI's taxonomy places the organism in Eukaryota, Metazoa, Echinodermata, Echinoidea, Camarodonta, Strongylocentrotidae. Gene Ontology annotation, cellular component: membrane.